Molecule: messenger RNA, 984 nt
Organism: Penicillium arizonense
Lineage: Eukaryota; Fungi; Ascomycota; Eurotiomycetes; Eurotiales; Aspergillaceae
Exons: 5
Coding region: 1-984 (327 amino acids)
Source: RefSeq, a predicted model, not a curated record
AUGGGUUUUACACCUGAGACACUUCCGGAUCUAGGAGGCAGGGUAUACUUGGUUACCGGGGGAAACACAGGAAUCGGGUUCCAUACCGUCCUACAGCUGGCGGCUCAUCAUGCAAAAGUGUAUUUGUGUUCUAGAUCCGAAGAGAAGGGUAGAGCAGCAAUGAAGGAGAUCGAGGCCCUUUUGCCAGAUGCCGAAUUACAUCUUCUGAAGAUGGACAUGACGAACCUUCAGAGUGUUGUUUCUGCGGCAAACGAAUUCUGCAGACGAGAGAAAUAUCUCCAUGGUCUUGUGAACAAUGCAGGGAUAAUGGCAACUCCGUUCACAAAGACAGUGGAUGGAUAUGAGUCACAAUUUCAAACCAACUACCUUUCACAUUGGCUCUUGACUUAUUAUCUACUGCCGACUAUGGUCGAAACCGCCAACAAUUCCGUCCGGGGCAUCGUUCGAAUUGUUAAUGUUUCAUCUAAUGCGCAUGAAAAUGUGCCUCAGUUUGGUAUUGAUUUACAGGACGUUGACCAAGUCAAUGGCGGUCCUAUCUCUCGAUAUGGUUCUUCUAAGCUGGCUAGUAUACUUCAUACCAAGGAACUAGCCAGAAGAUUCAGUAUGCCUGAGGCUCGAGCAGCCUACUCGGGAUUUCGUUCUGAGGGUAACACGGGUGGUGAGAUUUGGGUGUCAAGUGUGCACCCCGGAAUGGUGAAGACAAAUCUUCUUUCUCAAGCCAAUGGCUCAAUGGCUGUGAUAAUCAUGGGCAAAAUUCUUUCUGGCAUCUCCAAGACCGGCCUCGUAGGCCUUACCCCAGAAGAUGGGGCGCUUACACAAUUAUUUGCUGUGGCAAGCGAGGGCUUCACUCGCGAGAUGAACGGCGCAUAUCUAAUCCCGAUCGCGAAAGUGGGAAAACCGAGCAAGAAGGCAGAAGACAAGCAGAAGGCUACGGAUUUAUGGGACUGGACAGAGAAGGAGAUGAAAGCCAAAGAGUUAAUCUAA